Molecule: messenger RNA, 2554 nt
Organism: Magnolia sinica
Lineage: Eukaryota; Viridiplantae; Streptophyta; Magnoliopsida; Magnoliales; Magnoliaceae
Product: myb family transcription factor EFM
Exons: 6
Coding region: 223-2358 (711 amino acids)
Biological process (GO): regulation of DNA-templated transcription
Molecular function (GO): DNA-binding transcription factor activity; DNA binding
Source: RefSeq, a predicted model, not a curated record
CUUUAUCUCUUGCUUUUCCUUUAUCUCUCUCAAAACCCUACUUUAUUCUCUCCUUCCCUCGAAUUCACCUCUAAAAGGAAGACGAUCCCCCACCCGAUCCUCUUUGUGUUCACAACCUCUCUCUCUCUCUCUCUCUCUCUCUCUCUCUCUCUCUCUCUCUCUCUCUCUCUCUUCAUGAAUAUCACCAACUGAACAAGUUGGACAUAAACCGUAGUAUCCGACAUGGGUUCGCCAUCCGAACUAAGCCUAGAUUUCAAGCCAAACAGCUUCUCCUUGCUUCUAAAGUCGUUCGGGGAUCAACCGGACCAGACCCAGAAGAUGGAAGAGGUCCUGGCCUGCCUCGAAGCAGAACGGCACAAGAUCGACGCGUUCAAACGCGAGCUACCGCUUUGCAUGAAACUCCUCAAUGAUGCCAUGGAGGCAUAUAGACAGCAACUAGAGAGUUACCAAACAAACCAAGGAUCGAGACCCGUCCUUGAAGAAUUCAUGCCUCUUAAACAUCCAAGCUCUGAAGAGUCGGACAAGGCGUCGAACAUGUCUGAGAAGGCGAACUGGCUGACAUCUAUGCAGCUUUGGAGCCAAGCAAAGGAUGGGAGCAAGCACCAACCUGCAAUGAGCACAUCACCGAAAGGGAUGGAGCAUGGUUUCAGUGAUGGUCCAAAGCUUGCUUUGGACAGCAAACAAAGAAAUGGAGGAGCUUUUCUUCCAUUCUCAAAAGAAAGGAACAUGUGUGCUAGUUCCACCAUACCAGCUCUUCCCGAUUUAGCACUCGCUUCUAUCGGCAAAGAUAAUGAAGAGAAGAAAUGCUUAGAAUCUGGGAAUGGAAUGUCAUGCCCAAGGAGAGAAAACUGCAACAAGGGUGCCGGCGGUGCGACGAUAGAGCAUGGAAGGGGAACUACGAAUACCGCCGACGGUCAGGCAGCCACAUCACAGACUCAAAGGAAAGCAAGGAGGUGUUGGUCACCAGAUCUGCACCGUAGAUUUGUUAUUGCUCUUCAGAUGUUAGGAGGCUCUCAAGUAUCCGACAUGGGUUCGCCAUCCGAACUAAGCCUAGAUUUCAAGCCAAACAGCUUCUCCUUGCUUCUAAAGUCGUUCGGGGAUCAACCGGACCAGACCCAGAAGAUGGAAGACGUCCUGGCCUGCCUCGAAGCAGAACGGCACAAGAUCGACGCGUUCAAACGCGAGCUACCGCUUUGCAUGAAACUCCUCAAUGAUGCCAUGGAGGCAUAUAGACAGCAACUAGAGAGUUACCAAACAAACCAAGGAUCGAGACCCGUCCUUGAAGAAUUCAUGCCUCUUAAACAUCCAAGCUCUGAAGAGUUGGACAAGGCGUCGAACAUGUCUGAGAAGGCGAACUGGCUGACAUCUAUGCAGCUUUGGAGCCAAGCAAACGAUGGGAGCAAGCACCAACCUGCAAUGAGCACAUCACCGAAAGGGAUGGAGCAUGGUUUCAGUGAUGGUCCAAAGCUUGCUUUGGACAGCAAACAAAGAAAUGGAGGAGCUUUUCUUCCAUUCUCAAAAGAAAGGAACAUGUGUGCUAGUUCCACCAUACCAGCUCUUCCCGAUUUAGCACUCGCUUCUAUCGACAAAGAUAAUGAAGAGAAGAAAUGCUUAGAAUCUGGGAAUGGAAUGUCAUGCCCAAGGAGAGAAAACUGCAACAAGGCUGCUGGCGGUGCGACGAUAGAGCAUGGAAGGGGAACGACGAAUACCGCCGAGGGUCAGGCAGCCACAUCACAGACUCAAAGGAAAGCAAGGAGGUGUUGGUCACCAGAUCUGCACCGUAGAUUUGUUAAUGCUCUUCAGAUGUUGGGAGGCUCUCAAGUGGCCACUCCAAAACAAAUAAGGGAGUUGAUGAAGGUUGAUGGACUAACCAAUGAUGAAGUGAAGAGCCAUUUGCAGAAAUAUCGACUCCACACCCGAAGGCCGGGUCCCACUCCAUCAGCUCCCGCCCCACCCACACCACAGCUUGUGGUACUCGGCGGCAUUUGGGUCCAACCUGAAUACGCUGCAGCGCAUGGCGCACCUCCCGCCAUCUACGGUGCGCACCCAGCAACCCAUGCUUCCACCCAUUACUGCACGCCACCCGUGCCGCAGGAAUUCUACCCUGCACCGCCCCACCAUGCAAUGCACCACCACUACACAGCCUACAACAGAGGCUCCUCACAGACUCACAGCUCGCCGGAAACUGACGGCAGGGGCGCUGGAGAACGGUCAGAGAGCAUAGAAGAGGAGGGGAAGUCGGAGAGCAGCAGCUGGAAGGGAGUAGGUGGUGGAGAGAGUGAGAAAGGAUUGCUAUCUCUGAGAGAUGAAGGAGGUGAUGAAGAUAGCAAUGGCAGUGACAUCACUCUCAAAUUCUAAGGUUUUAGGGAUUUUUUAGUCUUUUUCUCUAUUUUGUGUUGGAUUGAAAGGGUAAAAAGGGAAAGCAAGAAAAAGAGAAAGUGAGUGUUUGGUAGUUUUCUUUUCUUUGUUCUUUUUUUUUCUUUUUCUUUUUUUCCUUUUUGUUUGCUCUUUUUAUACUGACUCCGCUUGAGAAAAAUUGAAGUUUGGAUUUAUA